AGCAGCACGAGCCCGCCCGCCUGCGCUAUAUAAAGCGGCGGGGCUGCGGGCGAGCAGACAGUCGCCCCAUGAGGACCAUGCGAGGAGCAGCCAUGCCCGCGCCCAGGUUGCACAAAAUGCCCGGAAUGCUCUUCUCCGCUCCUCCGAAGGAGCUGCAAGGCACAGAUCAUUCGCUGCUGGAUGACAAGACGCAGAAAAGGAGGCCCAAGACCUUCGGAAUGGACGUGAAGGCAUACCUGAGAUCCAUGAUCCCACAACUGGAAUCUGGGAUGAAACCGUCCAGGUCCAAGGACAUGCUCUCUGCUCAUGAAGUGCUGCAGUGGUCUCAAUCUCUGGAGAAACUUCUUGCCAACCGAGCUGGUCAAGACAUUUUCGGAAGUUUCCUAAAGUCUGAGUUCAGUGAGGAGAACAUUGAGUUCUGGUUGGCUUGCGAGGACUACAAAAGAACGGAGUCUGAUCUCCUGCAUGGCAAGGCAGAGAAAAUAUACAAAUCCUUCGUGCAUUCAGACGCUGCUAAACAAAUCAAUAUUGACUUUCACACUCGAGAAUCUACAGCCAAGAAGAUCAAAGCUCCGACCCCCGCGUGUUUCGACGAAGCCCAGAAAAUCAUAUACACCCUUAUGGAGAAGGACUCGUACCCCAGGUUCCUCAAGUCGAAUAUAUACUUAAAUCUUCUCAAUGACCUCCAAGCCAACAGUCUCAAGUGACCAUUUCCCGGCUGGAGGGAAUUAUAGAUGGUAUCAAGUACCCAGAAGGAAUGUUCCCGGAUGGCUCCCUGGGUGAGCAACUUGGCCUUUGGGGGUGACUGGACAGGCCCGGGGAGAGGCGAAAGCACUCACAAUGGAUUAACGUGGACGCUGUCCAGACGCGGGGUUGAAGAAGGCCCGGGUGGAAAAUGAGAGCCAAUGGAAGGAAGGAGGCACUUUGGUACUGUCGUGACAUGGAGUGACUUACGGACUAGAAAACCCCUCAGAACUGACCGGGCUGGGUCAUCCCAGCUACACAGAAACUGUGAACAAAGGUUGGAAACUGAUUAAGACAUGCUAUCAGCUUCAAGGUCAACGGACUUCUAUGCUGCAUAUUAUUCUCUAGAGACUGUCUUGAGCUGCUGAAAUCUCUUUCAUUCGGAUGACUAUAUUUUGAGAUCACCACUGACACAAAGUGGUGUUGGUGUUGUCUUGUUGUUCGAUUGCUUUGGGCUUGAAAGGGAUGAAGAAAAGGAUGAUGUAUUUAAUUUAAGCUAUUGUUCUUAAAACUGGGAAGUCAGGAUAUAUUUGUUAAUUAAAUUAUCAGUGUCCAUAAUAAACGUGUUUUGUAUUAAAAUACAUACAAGUGGUUCCUUUUUUAAUUUUCCUGGAUAUUUUUUUUUUAACUGGCAUUUAUUCCUCAGUUUUAACAAAAAUUCAAGCAAGGGUUUUCUGCUUUCCAUCAUUUCUUCAACAUCUAAAAUUAUCGUCCAGUUCAUUUGGGGUUGUCUACAAUGAGACAGCCCAAAUGGUUCCUGAAAAUAUAUACAAUCACAAUUAGGAAUUUGAUACAUUUCAUGGGGGCUGUUCACCUUUGUUUAACCUAAAAUGUUUGCUUAGUAUGCAUCCAGGAAAAGUAAGAUUUUAUGGGUAUAUUAAACUAUUAAGGGCACAAGCUGUUAACAUAUUUUUAUAUGCGCAUGGCUAUUUUAAAGUUGCAAUUAAACAUUAGUUCUUUAAAAAAAUUUUAAAUGGAACUAUCAUAUAAUUAAUCCUAUAUUUUAUGUAUUGUAUAUAUGUAUUAGACAGAAUUUAUUGGUUUUGUCUUUGUUAUGAGAAUGCAUAAAAAUCAAACAAAUAUAAUAUGCUUUCAUGUAGCCAAUCUUCAAACUGAUGAGCAACUAAAAAAGUCCUUUAAAAAGGAACAAAAAAGUUUUUUCAAGAAGUAACAACUGCCUGGGAUAGAAGGUGGGGGCAAGCUGGAGGAGGUCAAUGGGGGGAGGAAAAGGGACAUAUGUAACUUGCAACA
Molecule: messenger RNA, 1995 nt
Organism: Myotis daubentonii (Daubenton's bat)
Lineage: Eukaryota; Metazoa; Chordata; Mammalia; Chiroptera; Vespertilionidae
Gene: RGS1
Product: regulator of G protein signaling 1
Source: RefSeq, a predicted model, not a curated record